This is a messenger RNA of Siniperca chuatsi (mandarin fish), 2858 nucleotides long. It is a transcript of the gene asb15b, whose product is annotated as ankyrin repeat and SOCS box containing 15b. The record is from RefSeq and is a predicted model, not a curated record. Gene Ontology annotation, cellular component: cytoplasm. Gene Ontology annotation, molecular function: protein binding. The transcript is spliced from 14 exons. Gene Ontology annotation, biological process: intracellular signal transduction. NCBI's taxonomy places the organism in Eukaryota, Metazoa, Chordata, Actinopteri, Centrarchiformes, Sinipercidae. Bases 249 to 2012 code for a protein of 587 amino acids.
AUAGGUUGGAGCUAUAGCCCAUUAUAUGAUUUGUAGGCUAACAAUAAAAUCUUAAACAGGGAGCCAGUGAAGGGAAAAUGUGCUCUCGCCUCUCGGGAAGGAGUACUUUGUUCACUGCCGUUGGACGUGAAAAUGUGACACACUCUGAGGUCAGGUGCUCUGAAGCAGGUCACAUCUAAAUAUAACCCAGACAGCUUAGCACCCGGCAAAACAAAAACACACAGGCUGCAAGAUUCAGAUCAACAGAAAUGGACGACUUUGAGCAGGAAGGCAUAAAUGAGGAACUUAUUGAGUUUGCCAUUCGAGAAAGCAUUCAAGAUGCCUACAAGUUGCCAUGUUCAGUACAAACAAACAGGAAGGAAGCAAACAGUGAAAGCUUUAUGAAGAUAAUGGCAGCCAUUCACAAAGGUAAUGUGUAUGCGCUGCAGGAGCUGUCAGGUUGCGUGUCUGCCUUCAGAGAGAGAGACAGCAGGGGCCGGCUGCCUCUGCACGCAGCAGCUGUGCAGCCACAGCCAGACAUCCUGCAUGCAGUGCUGCAGGUGUUGGCGUCCACAGACCUGACCCUGGAGGAGCAGACAGAGGAUGGGGACACAUCUCUUACUCUGGCAGCAGAGGCCGGCCUGCUGGAUAACGUCAGGAUGCUGCUGCAACACGGAGCUUCACCACACAACACCAACAGCAGGAACGAGUCUCCUCUGCUGAUCGCAGUGAGACAGAGAUCAUACGACUUGGUUUUAUCCCUCAUCAUGGGUGGGGCCUUUGUGGAGCAGGUGUGCCUCACUAAGUGGACGGCCACCCAUGAAGCUGCAAAGGUGGGUUGUCCAGCUAUUCUGAUGCUGCUGCUUCGACAUGGAGCCAAAGUAACUGCCAGAGAUGGUCAUGGGGUGACUCCUCUGGGGAUCGCAGCUGAAUACGGCAACACUGAAGUUUUGGAUAUACUCAUACGGCAUGGUGGUGACGUGAACGCCCAGGCUACCAAUGGAGACACAGUCCUGUACGAUGCAACUGGAUGUGGAAACCUGGACAGUAUUGAGCUGCUCCUGCAGCACGGAGCCAACCCGAAUGUAGCCAGCUAUGCCUGCCAGCUGCCCAUCCACAGAGCUGCAUAUGAGGGACACAUACUAGCCCUGAGGACUCUCAUCCCCAUCACCACAAAGAGAGCUAUCCAUCUCUCAGGCCAGGACCCCAUCCACUCAGCAGCUGACGGGGGACAGGUUGAGUGUCUGGAGCUGCUUAUCAACAAAGGAUAUGAUGUCAAUGCCUUGCUAGACACACACAUCUCUGACAACUACAGGGACCUCAGGAAGACUCCUCUGUACUUUGCUGUUUCCAACGGUGAUGUGACCUGCGCCGAGAUGUUGCUGGCAGCUGGAGCGAGAACUGACCUGGACCCACUACAGUGCAUCCUGGUCGCUAUACGCACUGAGAGGUAUGAGCUGGUGCAGCUGCUCCUGUCCUAUGGAGCGGAGGUGAAUUGUUACUUCAGAGUGAUCAGCAACACACUGUUCCCCACAGCCCUGCAGUACAGCCUGAGGGAUCGCGUCAUGCUGCGCCUGCUGCUCAACAGUGGAUAUCAAGCUUACAAGUGUUUCCAGUGUUGCCAUGGUAACAGUGAAGAAAUGGAUAGUACCUGGACUGACCUCCAUAACCAAGCCUACCGGAUGUACAGUCAACCUAACGUCAUCUCAUUCUGUGAGUUUGUAUCGGUAUCGUGGCUGACACAUCUGGUUGGCAGUGUUGUAAGGAUGCUCCUGGACUACGUCAGCCAUGUCAGCAUCUGUCCCAACCUCAAACGCAUUCUGGAGAGGAGACCCGAGUGGGAGGAGAUUUCUGACAUACUGAGCAAGCCACGGUCUCUGCAGCACUUGUGUCGAAUGGUAAUCAGAGGUCACAUGAGUAUCAGGACGCUGAAUGACCCUGAAGCCAUGGCUGCUGUCCCUUUUCCUCCGAGACUGAAGGAAUACCUGACCUACAGAGAGUACAACCUGUAUGGUGACCUCUCCUCAAUGUGAAACACAGUUGAUUUAUAUCUGUGUGAUUAAAACACUAAUGAAAAGGCACUAGUCACUUUAAAGAUUAGCCAGUGGGAAUAUAUGAUCUCUCUGCAGUGUAAACUUGUAAAACAAUACCAUUAAUACAACUGAAAAAGGCAUGUAUAGCUUAUGAAAUAGAUGUCUCAUGAAUCUUAAAUGCCCUGUACACCCACACAGGUGUUGUCACUUCUCGCUAAUUAGACCUCUGGCUUAAGGAGAAGUUGGGCAGGGAAUUGUAUGAGGUCACCAAACGACAUCAGCACAGUACUGACAAGAGGUCUAAUCAGGCAGGUUAAGUGAAAACACCUGUGUGGGUGGACAACAUUUUUCUCACUUUGUGCUGUACAUGUGUAUGGUCAAUAUGGGGUUUGAAAAUGAAAAAAAUAAUGGUAUUGUUACUUAAAUAUAACAUGGAUUUGUUAGAAUAUUUUGUUAUUUUGUAAUAAACAAUGAUAUUUUAGUGUUUUUGUUCUAUUUGUGUGUUAAUAAAACCAUUCUGUGCUGGGCCUGGCUGAGUGUAACCACAACUUGUCACUCAACAGCAGAUUAGGACAAACAGAGCUAUGAGCUGUUUAAAAGCCCUUAAUGACAUCAGCAUAAUUCCUGUUCUUUCAUUAUGUAUCUUUCUCUGCGCCAGACUGAAAGAUUUGGAGUGAUGACGUUAAUGAUGAGCUAUUCAUGUGUUUGUAUGUGGGAGCAUGUAUGUAUGUGCGUGAGUUUGAGAGAAUUAAAAAAAGAGAAAAAUAAAAACAGCAACAAAUGAUCAACUUACUAGUGAGGUCAAGCUACUUUACAACACAAAUCCUGUGAUGCAACAGCUAUUUG